Messenger RNA from Fukomys damarensis (Damara mole-rat), 3144 nucleotides. RefSeq names its product glypican 1 (gene Gpc1). Gene Ontology annotation, biological process: cell migration; regulation of protein localization to membrane; negative regulation of fibroblast growth factor receptor signaling pathway. Gene Ontology annotation, cellular component: cell surface; plasma membrane; synapse. The record is from RefSeq and is a predicted model, not a curated record. The transcript is spliced from 9 exons. NCBI's taxonomy places the organism in Eukaryota, Metazoa, Chordata, Mammalia, Rodentia, Bathyergidae. Bases 16 to 1713 code for a protein of 565 amino acids. Gene Ontology annotation, molecular function: fibroblast growth factor binding.
CGCUGAGAAGAUUAAAUGACUCAGCCCCACAGAGGGCUCCAGCCCGGUGUGACAGAGAGCUGUGGUGCCCUGGCACUCAGGCUGCCCACUGACCUGCCUCUGGGCGAGGUCUCAGCCUACAAGUCCGUGACAACAGUGGGCCAUCCCCGUCAGGGCCCACACUGGACCACCAAGAUCCUCCCAGCCCCAUGGAUUAGUACCUGUGAACACCUGCGCAUCUGCCCCCAGGGCUACACCUGCUGCACCAGUGAGAUGGAGGAGAACCUGGCCAACCGCAGCCAAGCGGAGCUGGAGAGUUCACUCCGUGACAGCAGCCGCGCCCUGCAGACCAUGCUGGCCACCCAGCUGCGGGGCGUGGACGACCACUUCCAACAGCUGCUGAACAACUCGGAGCGAGUGCUGCAGGACACCUUCCCUGGUGCCUUUGGGGAGCUGUACACACAGAAUGCCCAGGCCUUUGGGGACCUGUACACUGAGCUGCGCCUCUACUACCAUGGCGCCAACCUGCACCUGGAGGAGACGCUAGCGGAGUUCUGGGCACGGUUGCUGGAGCACCUCUUCCGGCAGCUGCACCCCCAGCUGCCGCUGCCUGAUGACUACCUAGACUGCCUGGGCAAGCAGGCUGAGACACUGCGGCCCUUUGGGGAUGCCCCACGGGAGCUGCGCCUGCGGGCCCCCCGGGCCUUUGUGGCCGCUCGAGCCUUCAUACAGGGCCUGGGUGUGGCUGGCGACGUGGUGCGGAAGGUGGCCCAGGUGCCCCUGAGCGCGGAGUGCUCGCGCGCCGUCAUGAGGCUGGUGUACUGUGCCCGCUGCCUGGGUGUUCCUGGUGCCCGGCCCUGCCCCGAUUACUGCCGGAACGUGCUCAAGGGCUGCCUUGCCAACCAGGCUGACCUGGACGCCGAAUGGAGAAACCUCCUGGACUCCAUGGUGCUUAUCACGGACAAGUUCUGGGGCCCAUCGGGCGCAGAGAACAUCAUCAGCAGCAUACAUGUGUGGCUGGCAGAGGCCAUCAAUGCCCUUCAGGACAACAGGGACUUGCUCACAGCUAAGGUCAUCCAGAGCUGCAGGAACCCCAAAGUCAAUCUCCAGGGCUCAGGGCCAGAGGAGAAGCCACGCCAGGGAAAGCUGGUGCUGCAGGAGAAGCCCUCCACAGGUGCCCUGGAGAUACUGGUCUCAGAGGCCAAGACCCAGCUCCGAGACGUGCAGGACUUCUGGAUCAGCCUCCCCGGGACACUGUGCAGCGAGAAGAUGGCCAUGAGUUCCGCCAGUGAUGACCGCUGCUGGAACGGGAUGGCCAAGGGCAGGUACCUGCCCGAGGUGAUGGGUGAUGGGCUAGCCAACCAGAUCAACAACCCCGAGGUGGAGGUGGACAUCACCAAGCCCGACAUGACCAUUCGGCAGCAGAUCAUGCAGCUGAAGAUCAUGACCAACCGGCUCCGCGGAGCCUACGGAGGCAACGAUGUGGACUUCCAGGAUGCAAGCGAUGAUGGCAGCGGCUCAGGCAGUGGUGGCGGCUGCCUGGACGACACCUGCGGCCGGAGGGUCAGCAAGAAGAGCUCCAGCUCCCGGACACCUUUGACCCACACCCUCCCUGGCCUCUCAGAGCGUGAAGGACAGAAGACCUCAGCUGCCAGCUGCCCCAGUCCCCACACCUUCCUCCUGCUGCCUCUCCUUACCCUGGUCCUCGCAGCAGCCAGACCCCGGUGGCGGUAACUGCCCCACAGCUGCAGGGACCAAGGUCAAGGACAGACUGCCAGAACUCAAAGCAGACGAUAUUUAAUCCCCCUUAGCCUGCAGAGGCUCAGGGCAGGACAGGGACAGCAGCUGUGUGCUGGGCAGGGUUUGUGGGGCCCUGACCCCUGAGGCCUGGCCUCGCCUGCUACCCUGGCUUUUAACUUUGUAUGAGGUCCUCAGGUCAGCUGUGAGCCGUGUCCCCAAAAGCCAUGUAUUUCAGGGACCUCGGGGGCACCUCUGGCUGCCCACACCUUCCCCAGCACCCUGUCCCACCUGAGGCCCACAGAGGAGAUGGCCCUUAGCAGCAUCCCGCUGGAGCCCUCAUGUGAGCCUGUGCCUUCCUCUCCUGCGCCUUCCAGCUUCCGACGUCAGAAAGGGAGGCCCAGCCCUCAGCCUCCAGAAGUCUCAAGGACUGUGAGGGUCCCGCUCAGGCUCUGGCGGGCCUUUGAGCUUAUGCAUGAUACCUUCCACUCGGCAGGGGCUCUGUGCCCGGCCUGGCUCCUGUGCCACUCUGGAGCCUGGUGGAGGGUCCUCAGGUGAUUUGCAGAGGGUGGCGCCCAGCACGGCCACAGGCUCUUCUGUUAGUCGCACUUUUGUCUGAGGUGGGGCUCAAUCCCCAAUACCCAGGGAAGUGUGGUGCUCUGCAGAGUCUGCACCAGGGACCCCACUUCUAGGGAACCGCCAGCCCCUUCUACCCCAUCCCACGCAGACAGGGUGACACAGAUGAGGGCUGCAAGCCAGCCACAGGGUGGGGCUGGCUGGUGAAACUUCAGCUCAGGACUGGUGAGACCUAAGGCUGCAAGCCAGGGACACCUGGCCAGCUGCAGGGGUGAGGGGUGUGGCAGUCAAGGGCUUUCCAGACACGCACACAUGCACUCUCCCUGUCCCCCUGCCAUUCCAAGAGACGCUCUGUCCUCCACCCAGCGUUGGCAAGGCCUGGGGCCUGCUGGGAUCCUGGUGUUCCUUAUGGCUCACUAAGGCCAUUAGAGCCAGGCCACCCUCCCUGCUAGGCCCAGCUGCUGCAGGCCCCCGGGGAGGAGGCAGGGAUGGCUAAGCUGCUAUGGCGUGGGAGCAGCAGUCUGACCAUCUAGCAGCCCAAAGUGCUUUGCUUUUCUCAUCGGGUUGGAGCGGCCUUACCCCAGCGGUGUCCACAGUGGGGCGGACCAGGUCUUCAGCCAUUUGUCAGUCCCUGGUGUGAGGCAGUGUUCUCUGAAAUUGCUCUUGGACGUGGAGGGCCAGAGCCGUGCAGGCUGGAGGCGGGGCCAACAGGUCACUGGUCAGAGCCCUGAGCAAGUCUGUGACACCCUUCAUGAUACCACUGGCCGCCCAGUGUUACCAGGUGACACCCAGUGUCAGCAGGUGACGUGUUGAGUCCUUGUAACAAUAAACGGCUGGAGACCUACAGCAGGA